CACAAGACACAUACUGCAGUCACAUGAACAUGAAGUCUCAUAUUUGGUAUUCAAUUGUGGUUUAUGUCAUAGUGUUAAGCUUGGAAGGUAAAAGUAGGGUUUUUGGAGAGCCUCGAGCACCUUGUUACUUCAUAUUUGGUGACUCUUUGUCAGAUAAUGGGAACAACAAUAAUCUUGUAACUAGAGCUAAAGCAAAUUAUAUACCUUAUGGUAUUGACUUUCCAGAAGGUACUACCAGGAGAUUUUCUAACGGUGGAAACGUUGUUGAUUUUAUUGCUGAAAAAUUGAACUUUUCGAAUUAUAUCCCACCUUUUAUGAAUACAAGGGGUUUCAAUAUUGCUCAAGGUGUAAAUUAUGCAUCGGGAGCAGCAGGAAUUCGCAAAGAAACUGGACGAGCACAGGGGCAAGUAAUAAGCAUGGACGAACAAUUGAGGAACCAUAAUCUUAUAAUUCGUCAAAUCCGUCAAUCAAUGAGAAACAAUGACAGUGCUACAAUGACAUACCUUAAACAAUGUUUAUACAUGGUUGAGAUAGGUAGCAACGAUUACCUGAAUAACUAUUAUGUGCCAUCUUUUUAUCCAACUAGUAGCCUAUUUUCUACACAAGAGUAUGCCAAUGUCUUAAUCCAACAACUCUCUUCACAAUUAAAGAGUUUGUAUUGUAAAGGAGCUAGAAAGAUUGCUACUUUUGGAGUAGGGCUUUUAGGGUGUACUCCAUAUGCAAGAGCCACCUUUGAAACCAAUGGAUCUCCAUGUGUGGAUAAUAUCAAUGAUGCCACACAACUAUUCAACAUUGGCCUCAAGUCCCUUGUUGAUCAGCUCAAUUCUCGUUACAACGAUGCCAAGUUUACCAUGAUUGACGUUGCACAAAUUUCCACUGUUCAACCUCCUAAUCAAGGUCAAAUAAUUUCAGAUGUUCCUUGUUGUGAAGUCCAAUCUGAUAAUGUGCAAUGUGUUCCUUUUGGAAGAGUAUGUGGCAAUAGGAGUGGUUACUUAUUUUAUGAUGGUGUUCAUCAAACAGCGUUUGGAUAUGAGGGUUUGGCUAAUAGAUCCUUUAUUGCCCAAUUUCCUAAUGACACUUACCCUUGUGAUAUUCAACAACUUGUUCAACUCAAACUCCCUUCUUAAAAAGCUUGUCCAACUUCAAUAAGUCUUUAAGUUGCUUUUUCUGUGAGAAUUCACAAGAUGUUUAGAAGAGUAAUGUUAUAUCUAUAAUAAUUUUAUGUCUCUUAAUAUCAAUUAUGGUGUAAUGUCAAGUUCAACAUCUAAUAAACAUCUCUAAAAAUCAU
Messenger RNA from Cucumis melo (muskmelon), 1288 nucleotides. RefSeq names its product GDSL esterase/lipase At1g29670-like. The transcript is spliced from 5 exons. Gene Ontology annotation, molecular function: hydrolase activity, acting on ester bonds. The coding region runs from base 24 to 1127 and encodes 367 amino acids. The record is from RefSeq and is a predicted model, not a curated record. NCBI's taxonomy places the organism in Eukaryota, Viridiplantae, Streptophyta, Magnoliopsida, Cucurbitales, Cucurbitaceae.